AUGGUUGCAGAUGCCAUCUCAGGAUCAUCAUGGACACUACCGCACCCUAGAUCACACCAGGAAGUGGAAUUUCAUGCUUACUUAACUACUCUUACUCUCCCCUUAUCUCAUGAUGUGAAUGAUGUAUUUGAAUGGGUUGCUGGUGACUCUCCCUUGCGUGUUUUCAGGUCGUCUACUACGUGGGAGGUGCUGAGACCACGACAGGAGAAAAAGGAUUGGGUGGACGCUGUCUUGUUCAAGGGAGCGGUUCCUAAGCACUGCUUCACGAUGUGGGUGGCGAACUACGACAGACUACCUACGAGAUCAAGGUUUGCUGGCUGGGGAAUGCUACUUUCUGCGGAAUGUGCUUUCUGCUCCAGAUUCGAUGAAACAAGAGACCAUCUCAUGCUCACCUGCGAGUAUAGUAACCAAGUCUGGAAGGCGGUGCUUCUCAAAUGCCAAUCGCCUUCAACUCAGCUCACCAACUGGUCUGAACUUCUGUCUUGGAUCAGAGCAUCACCGUCAAAGAAGCUAACCUUACUGAGAAAGUUAGCCACUCAAACCACUAUUUUUUUCAUCUUUGGAAACAAAGAAACAACCUAA
This is a messenger RNA of Brassica napus (rape), 582 nucleotides long. RefSeq lists its product as uncharacterized. The coding region runs from base 1 to 582 and encodes 193 amino acids. The transcript has a single exon. Lineage: Eukaryota; Viridiplantae; Streptophyta; Magnoliopsida; Brassicales; Brassicaceae. The record is from RefSeq and is a predicted model, not a curated record.